UAAACACACUCUUUAUUUCCUACUUAAGAGCUUAAAUCUUGUAGCAUCACUCCUUUCUUCUCCUAAUGGAAAAAAGUACUGGAAACCCUAAUCACCCUCCAUGUCAUGGAGAUCUUAUCACUGUUCUCAGCAUUGAUGGAGGUGGAAUUAGGGGAAUCAUUCCAGGAAUAAUUCUCAGCUUUUUAGAAUCUGAGUUACAAAAACUGGACGGUGAAGAAGCAAGAAUUGCUGAUUAUUUUGAUGUGAUCGCCGGAACUAGCACCGGCGGUCUCCUUACCACCAUGUUGACAUCUCCCAACGAGAAAAAUCGACCCCUAUUUGCUGCCAAAGACAUCAAGGCCUUCUACUUCGAGCAUGGCCCUAAAAUAUUCCCUCAAAGAAGGUUUCCAUUUUCUGGUGUUACAAAAAUUAUUCAAAGUGUGAUGGGACCAAAAUAUGAUGGCAAGUAUCUGCAUGGAGUUCUUAAGGAAAGACUAGGAAACACAAGGCUGAACCAGACACUGACUAACGUUGUAAUUCCAACUUUCGAUAUCAAGAAACUUCAGCCCAUCAUCUUUUCUAGCUAUGAGGUGAAGAAAUCUGCAGGCCUUAAUGCCUUGAUGUCAGACAUUUGCAUUGGAACUUCAGCCGCUCCAACUUAUCUGCCGGCCCAUUAUUUUGAAACAAAGGACACUGAUGGAAAGGUUAAAAAGUUCAAUCUUAUCGAUGGUGGGGUGGCUGCUAAUAAUCCGGCUCUAAUUGCCAUGGGUGAAGUGACAAAACAGAUUCACAAAGGCCAUUCAGAUUUUUCUUGCAUUAAAGCAGCAAAUCAUUACAAUAGAUUCUUGGUGCUAUCUGUUGGAACAGGCUCAGAAAAACUUGCAGAGAAAUACACCGCAAAGCAAGCGGCUCAAUGGGGCGUACUUGGUUGGUUAACCUCCGGCAAUUCAACCCCAUUAAUCAAUGCCUUUUCCGAAGGCAGUGCUGAUAUGGUUGAUUUCCACAUUUCCGUGAUUUUCAAAUCUUUAAACUCCGAACAGAAUUAUCUUCGCAUCCAGGAUGAUAAGCUGAAAGGGGAGGUUUCCUCUGUGGAUGUUUCAACGGAGGAAAAUAUGAAAAAUUUAGCUAAAGUAGCAGCAAACUUACUGAAUAAACCAGUUUCAAGGGUGAAUUUCGAGAAUGGAAAUUAUGAACCUUCAGGAAACUUAGAAACCAAUGCUCAAGCUCUCAUAAGGUACGCGAAGCUGCUGUCUGAGGAAAAACGCCGACGUGUAAAGACAUCGUUGCACAAGCUUGGCCCAUAAUCAAAUUACUUUCUUUAUAUGUAUGUUUGCAAAAGUUUGAACUGAAAUAAUUGUUAAUUCGAACUCUAUCCAACGGUAGUAUGAAAUUAAUAAAAUGUGGUGGAUGAUGUUCGUAAUUUGCUAUCGUAAUUGGAUAUGUAAUCAAUGGUAAUUUUAAAGGAUUUCUGUGCUUAUAAA
Gossypium arboreum is the source of this 1460-nucleotide messenger RNA. RefSeq names its product patatin-like protein 2. The transcript has 7 exons. Bases 66 to 1283 code for a protein of 405 amino acids. The record is from RefSeq and is a predicted model, not a curated record. Gene Ontology annotation, molecular function: monoacylglycerol lipase activity; glycerophospholipase activity. Gene Ontology annotation, biological process: lipid metabolic process. Lineage: Eukaryota; Viridiplantae; Streptophyta; Magnoliopsida; Malvales; Malvaceae.